Molecule: messenger RNA, 4610 nt
Organism: Morone saxatilis (striped sea-bass)
Lineage: Eukaryota; Metazoa; Chordata; Actinopteri; Moronidae
Gene: satb1a
Product: SATB homeobox 1a
Exons: 11
Coding region: 674-3418 (914 amino acids)
Biological process (GO): chromatin remodeling; regulation of transcription by RNA polymerase II
Molecular function (GO): DNA-binding transcription factor activity, RNA polymerase II-specific; RNA polymerase II cis-regulatory region sequence-specific DNA binding
Source: RefSeq, a predicted model, not a curated record
UCAGUGCUGGAGCAUAAUAUAUGACAGGGAAUGUACUCUAGGAGCUCCAAGCCCUGUAUUGUUCUCUCCUGAGCCAGAUCCCCAGUAGCAGCAUGCCCCGGUGCUCUGGAUGGGAGGUCGCUCUCAACUUGCGCUAAGGCCAGUUUAUUAUCACACCGGAAAGCGAAGCGCGGUCGGAGAUCAAGGAGGGACAAGGGGCAAAACUACUUAGACUUAGAUCAUGUCGAUGUUAAACGGACGAUUCGUGUGAGUAAAAAGGACGCGUGCCGACAGCCAGGCGAGGUGGGUCUGUUACCCAACUGGAGAUCAAUGGAAGCGGGGAUAACAUAUGGAUACAGUCUAUGUCUACAGGAACGGGCUGUUGAUGUAUGAUGGCAGGUCGGGCAUGCACGCUGUGCCGACUGAAACAGACUGCUUUCGCCCCGAUCAAACUUCAGCGGAAUCAGACGUGGGACGAUUAGCGCGCAUUUAGGAGCUGAUAAUGAACUGAAUCACUGUCGCUUGCAGCGGCGCGCCUGGAGAUGUCAGCAGGUUUAUUAUGGGAAACUGCGCUGUAGCAUUCACUGGACUUUUACUGGAUUUAAAGGGUUAUCCAAAUCGCUUCAUUUGGGUGAAGGUCAUCCCCUAAUACGGAUCCGGAUAUCCUUCUGUUCGGAGUGUUGUGAGACCACAGAUGGACGCCCUGUGUAAUGGAGCCAAGAAACCUGAGGGCAGUGAUCUCGUUGUAGACCCCCGGCCCCCUCCUGCCAAGCUGGCUCGACUAGAACAAAACGGAGCGGGACCUUCAGCUCAGGAGAGGAGCAGGCAGGGGAGUCCUGUGGCCAAAAACCCCUGCCUGGUCCAGAAACCCACCACAGUAAAGCCACAGAGCAAGAGCUGGCACAGCAGAGGGAGCCUGCUGCCGGUGUUCUGCGUGGUGGAGCACAAGGAAAGCCCUCUAGAAAGAGAGAGGAGAGAAGAACAUGCAGAGUUUGUGUUGGUCAAGAGAGAUCUGCUGUUUAACCAGCUGAUAGAGAUGGCCCUGCUGACACUGGGCUACUCACACAGCUCUGCUGCACAGGCAAAAGGUCUGAUCCAGGUGGGCCGGUGGAACCCGGUGCCUCUAUCCUGUGUAACAGAUGCUCCGGAUGCCACAGUGGCUGAUAUGCUGCAGGAUGUUCACCAUGUUAUCACCCUUAAAAUACAGCUGCACAGCUGUCCAAAAUUGGAGGAUUUGCCAGCCGAGCAGUGGAGUCACUCCACAGUGAGAAACGCUCUGAAGGAGCUCCUCAAGGACAUGAACCAGAGCACCCUAGCCAAGGAGUGCCCACUCUCCCAGAGUAUGAUAUCAUCUAUUGUAAAUAGCACUUACUAUGCAAAUGUCUCAGCUGCCAAGUGUCACGAGUUUGGUCGAUGGUACAAGCACUUCAAGAAGACCAAAUGCUUCAAGGAGAUUGACAGCUUUUCUGACCAGUCCACACAUAUCACCCUCAGCCAGCAGCCAAUCACAAGUAGCCCAGCUGACCAGAGCUCCACACUUCUUUUUUCUCGUGGAGAAGUAGCCAAUAUAUGUGGUCGUUCCCCGCUCGGCCUGCGCCCCCAUGGGUUGGUAAGCCAACCUCUCAGCUCCCAAAUGGUCAACCAGCAGCUGGUGAUGGCCCAGUUUCUCAACCAGCAGUAUGCUGUUAGCCGUAUGCUGGCUGGCCAGGGUCUCUCAUCGUCCCCACAGCAGUAUCUCAACCAUCCCCCCGUAGGGAGGGCUCCUGCCAAGGUCUUCUCUAAACCCCCUGAUACCCAAGCCCCGCAGCAGGCACACUGUGGCCCAGGGGGAGGACCUGCGGCUGGGCCACAAAACCAGCCGUUGGUUGUGUCUUCUGUGGGGCCAACAGACGUGCCAAGUGACAUCUACCACUGUGUGAGGGAGGAACUGAAGAGAGCAGGCAUCUCCCAAGCCAUCUUUGCCCGGGUGGCAUUUAACCGGACCCAGGGACUGCUGUCAGAGAUUCUGCGUAAGGAGGAGGACCCUAUACACGCCUCCCAGUCUCUGCUGGUCAACCUCCGGGCCAUGUACAGCUUCCUGCAGCUCCCCGAAGCGGAGAGGGAGCGCAUCUACCAGGAGGAGAAAGACAGAAGCCUGACAGGAUUCACCCCCAGCUGCAAUAACACGCCACCAAGACCCACACAGGCAAGACUGUCCCCAGUUACAAGUGACAGAGGGUUGAGGACAGACAGUUGUGUUCUCAAUGUGAGCGCUUCGAUCUACGAGGAGAUUCAGCAUGAGAUGAAGAGAGCCAAGGUGUCUCAGGCUCUGUUUGCAAAGGUGGCUGCCUCCAAGAGUCAGGGCUGGCUAUGUGAGCUGUUGCGUUGGAAGGAGGAUCCCAGCCCAGAGAACCGGACCCUGUGGGAGAAUCUGUGCAUGAUCCGCCGGUUCCUCAGCCUGUCCCAGACUGAACGAGAUGCCAUCUAUGAACAGGAGAGCAGCAACACGACGGCACAGCAGCACUGCACUGACAGGCUUACAUUGAUCAGCAAUGACAAUACACUGUACCAACGCAACUCUCCGCUGCCACAGCAACACCAUCUUCAACCCCAUCAACCCCUGCAGCCUGAGGCAGGGCCUCACCUGUCUCCACGGCAACCAUGUGCUGCAUCACCGGCCGAAUCUGAGGCUGGGGGUAACUGGGGGCACAUGAGAGUACGUCUGCUGGGCAGGGGCAUCAGUAAUGGUGAGAGAGGGGACAGUAAAGACUGGGUUGAGGGGGGACGGGGAGAGAAGAGCAGUUUGGGAGGGGACUGGGGGUGUGGUGGUAGGGUGAGGGACAAGGAUACAGAGAGCAAGGAGCAGGUGAGGGAUGGAAAUGUGGGUGAGGAAGGGAUUGAUGAGGUCAUUGGAGACAGCAAAGACGGCAGGGUUAAGGAGAAGCUUGCUAUCAACUGGCCCGGCGUGAGGGAUGAGGACCGAGGUAGGGCUGGGGUUUCUUUAGAGGCAGAUAACGAGGUCCAAGGUGGAGUUGGGGUCCAAAGCGAGGAGUUAAGAGUGUCCCAUGAAGCACUGGGAAUCCUGCAGAGCUUCAUUCGGGAUGUGGGCCUCAACCCAGACGAGGAAGCGGUCCACACCCUGUCGGCUCAGCUGGGCCUGCCCAAACACACCAUCCGAAGAUUCUUCAACAGCCAGGACCACAACCAGCAUCAGCACAACAGCCAGAGCCCAAAACACAGCCGAGACAAGCAGCAUGGCUGCACAGAGGCAAACCUCUCCCAGACAGACAUAACUGUGGAGGAACAGGAGGAGGAUGGUGAUGGAAAGACUGAAACAGAAGAACAUGAGGAGAAGCAAACAGGAAAUGAAGCAUGUAAGAUAACUGUUUUGAAAGAAUCUGAUGCUGGCACUCAAACCAUUCUCCUUAUGAAGGAGGAGCAUGAGCAUGAGAACAUCUAACCCAAAUACAUGGGUGUGUGUCCUUAAAUGCUGUGAAAAGACUAAAAGCUGACUUACUGUACAUGUUUAUACCACAUCUUAUAAGGACGCUGGUGUUCAAAACCAGACACACCUACAUCAUACUUAGAAAGCUGUGCUGUGAUUUGAGGAUCCCUACUCUGAGAAUAACAGUGGCUAUAUGUGAAGAUAAUGUUAUAACACAUUGUUUCUGUGUUAGUGUAUAUGUCUGGAUGAAUGGGACCCCAAUACAAAGAGCCUCAGAUUACAUAUCACUGAUAAAAAAAAGUGUAAUUGUAGUUGGUUGUUUUAUCAAAAGUUCAAGAAAUGUUCACGCCAGAAAUGCCUUGUGGAAAGUGGCACUGCCAAACAGUUUUUUUUUUAAAGAUCAAUAUCUCCAUUGUUUUUGUUUUUACUGUGUUUUGCAUCAAUCUUUAAUAAGUUUCUUCUGUUUUAUCUUACGCUUUUCUUGUUCAAGUUUGUCUUUCACAAUGUAUUAAAUAUCAAGUUUCCUGAUGCUGUUUUAAAUAAUAUAAUGAAUAUGCUGAAUUAGUGAAUAAUACAAAGCAUUUGGAAUUAACCCUUUCAUAAAUGACAGGGUACUGUCUGCAUUUUUUACUACAGUGCUUCAUAAAUCAAUAGAUAAAACAAUGGAUCAACCAAUCUGAUCAAUAUGAGAUAUAUUUAAAGAGUCAAUUUCUGUUCCUAUUUCUCACCUUUAUUGACCAUGUUUUGUUGAGAUCUAAAUCAGAGUUUACAUAUAGUAUUUGAUGCAUGAAUCUAUAAAUCUCCCAAAAUAGCUAUGUUACGUUGAGUGUCAUGUUUAGACAUCUUGUGGUUGUCAUAUUGUACUGUUUUAUCAUUGUACAUACUGUAGCAGAGACAGACACAACAAUGAUGAAGCAUUAUAACGUGAAAGUUCACUCAGACACUCAUUUUACAGUAUGUUUACAUGGAGCCUGUAUGGAGUGCACAAUGUUUAAUGUUUCUAAAGAUGGCAGACUAGAAAUAUGACACUGAAGAGGUGCAGUGUGUAUAUUAAAUGUUAACAUUAAAAGAUGGCACUUUCAUUUGUAAAAGAAAUGUAGGCUCAUUUAUAGUUGUACUGUAUGUGCAUUACUUCAAUCUGUUGUGAGUCUCUGAUCUUCUGUUUUUCUCAUAACCAAUCUGAGUGAGAUUAAUAAAAACCAGAAGC